Hydra vulgaris (swiftwater hydra) is the source of this 2607-nucleotide messenger RNA. RefSeq lists its product as uncharacterized. NCBI's taxonomy places the organism in Eukaryota, Metazoa, Cnidaria, Hydrozoa, Anthoathecata, Hydridae. The record is from RefSeq and is a predicted model, not a curated record.
UAAAAAAAAAAUAUCUCGCUGGUUUUUUAUUUUUUUUUAAUUUGGUUUCCUGUUUUAUUUUUUGUAACAAUUAGUGUACGUUGUAGCAGAAAAAAGAUUGUCAAUAUCAUCUUUUUACUUCGAAUUAUAGAACAUUAAAGUUGUGUAUCCGCUCGGGAUAUUCUUGUAUCCGCUCGGGAUAUUUUAUUUUCAUGCUUUAUCUUUGAUGGUACUUCUGAUCAUAUUUUGCUGUUUCUAGCCAAAAAAAAUUAUUUUAACUCCUUAAGUUUAGAGAAAAUCAAAAAUUUUUCAAGGAUUACAUUACUAAGCACUUAUAUUUAUAAUUUAUUAUUACAUUCAUAUUUUUGUAAUAAAAUAAUUGUUUUUGUCGUAUUUAUGUUCUGUGUUAUACCGCAUUGAAAGCGAGAAAAGUUUUUACAACCUUAAUUACUUUGCUAUCGUAAAUACUAAAAAUAAAAAGGUUUACAUUAACGUAUAUCUUUUGAACUCUUGAUUUUAAACUUAUUUCACUAUUUAAACAUGGAAUGGAUAGGAAUAUUAAACUUUGGUGAAAAAGUUGACUGUGAUGCAUGGGAUACAGAACCAUUUAAUGGGUAUUCGGCAAAAAGAAAGUUUGUGUCGAAUUCGGGAGAAGAAUCAUUUAUAAUUUUAAAUGUUAACAAAUCAUUAAAUAGAAAACCCUUAUAUGAAGGAAUAGUUAUGCGUGAUAAAAAUAUACAAAAAAGAUAUAUCUGCACUAAUCCAACAUCAGUUUAUCGUAAGAUUAUUUGCUUUUUUGGUGUAAAAACAAAAGGUAGACUCAAUGGAAAAUGAUUUUAUGGAUUAGACUCUAAAGACUUCAAGUUUCGUUUAAGUUUAUCCGGAUCUGAAGAUUGUAGAAAACAAUAUCAAUCCCUUAUAUCAAAUGUAACAUCCCCCACAAACACAAGAUUGUGCUCAUGGUUAGGUGUUGUAAGUUAUGGUACUGCGAUAAAUUGUGACAGUUUGUUGUACAUAAAAACAAUUGGAUCAGUUAAAUGUCGUAUUCAACCAGGGUAUGAAGCGCAAAGGUUAUUAAAGCUGAAUGAUGUUAAUGUGGUUAUAACAAUGAAGAUUGAUAUAUCAGAUAAUGGUCCUGUUUACCGAAUUAUUGUUUCUGACUUAUUAACUGAUUGCAAGUCAUUGCAUUCCUCUUCUGUUGUUAAAGAUGCUUUUAGCAAAUUAAACUAUAUUAGUUCUAAAAAAUGGUCUGGUUUUCAUUUUUUUGGCUUGGAUAGAAGUGAAGUAAUCAAUAAAAUAUCUUGUCCAAUAAUAAAAUUUGAUACACCAUCUUUUGAUAACAUUAAACAAAACAACAACAGUGUAAUAGUUGAUUUACUGAAUAUAAGAAAACGUGGUGCUGGAAAAACUAGUUCGCUUCUCAGUAAAAAAGCUAUAAAAUCUCGGAAUAAGACAAUUCAUUCAUUAGUAGAGUUAGCAAGCUAUGGUGAUGUAAAAAGUUUUGUGAGCUACAUAAUAAAUGAGUGCCCAGAAAUUGUUGAAGAAGUUAUAGAUGAAAAUACUGAUUUCUUAGUUCAUAUUGUUGAAAAGCUUAGGUUUAUAACAUCUGUUAAAAAUCUUGAUUGUCAACAAACUGCUUCAAUAAUGAUGGAUAAAAUUGAAAUUUCACAGAGACCUUAUAAAGUUUUAAAAGGUAUUCUCAAGAAAAAUAAUAUAAACAUUCCUACAUAUGACAACCUUAGAAAAUACUGUCUUAAUAUAGAUGUAGGUCUAAUUCAACAUGCUCAUAAUGAUGCUAGUGUCGACUGUGAGUGUUUUGGUUACUCUUGUAAUGUUGAAGAAACACUACGAAGAGUCCUAUCAACCCCUUCUCUUUAUGAAAAAUUUGAGUUUUUUUCCUAGUUAAAAAUCUAGUUAAAAAUGGAUUAACAGUGUGUAUUAAUGGUAGUAAAACUGAACACUUUAAUGUGAUUUUAUUUCUAGUUGCAGAUCUUAGUUUUGUUAACGAAGUUAUUUUAUUAAUGAAGUUAUUGGUAAAUGCUCCAGUAAUCAAACAUAUGGUUGCAAUCAUUGCAAGUUGCCAAUUUUUGACUGGGCCGCUGUAAAUAAAAAGAUUGGUCCUAUUCAAUUGGUUGCUGAUAUACAAGAACGUGAAGAACAUGCAAGGGUUGAGCUAGGCCCUAGACCAAACAAAGAUUCAGCACAAUCUAAGAAGUUUACUGCUGACAACUAUGGACAAUGGGGAACAGUGUUAAUUGAAGGAUUGAUUAUUGAAUUCAUGCCACCAUGCGCUUGCAUUUAAUUUUGGCACAACAUAGAUAUCUUUGGAAAUUUUUAUUUGAUGUAGUAAAUGAGCGUUCACAAGAAAACCUUUUGUCUGAAGGAUUGAGAAAGAUUGAGUGUUCGCAUUUAGCAUUUCAACUUGAUUGUUAUUUUAAAAGGUAAAUAUAUCAUUAUUGAUUUAUGUGUGAUAUAAUGUGUAGAUAUUAUUUUAUUUUUAGUUAUUAUUUUAUAAUUUUUUUAAAUUUGAGUACAGAAAUUAGAAAAUAUUUAGUUAAUUGUAAAUAGUUCCAGUUAUUGAUAAGUAGGAGUCUUAAGAAGAUCCCCUGCCUUGGGGCUCUUGGUUGA